Messenger RNA from Andrographis paniculata, 950 nucleotides. Its product is annotated as cyclin-U2-1-like. The record is from RefSeq and is a predicted model, not a curated record. Gene Ontology annotation, molecular function: protein kinase binding. Gene Ontology annotation, biological process: regulation of cyclin-dependent protein serine/threonine kinase activity. Bases 50 to 754 code for a protein of 234 amino acids. Lineage: Eukaryota; Viridiplantae; Streptophyta; Magnoliopsida; Lamiales; Acanthaceae. The transcript has 2 exons.
CGCGCAAUUUGAGUCAAAAUUGAAAACCCUAAUCCCCAAAUCGACAACCAUGGGGGUGCUGAUAUCUCCGACGAAGCUCCGAUGCGAUCUCCACUCAUGGUCGCCGCCGGAAACUCCAACGACGACGCCGUUAGUCAUCUCCGUUCUCGCCUCUCUAAUCGAGCGAGCGGUGGCGAGAAACGAGAGGAUCGCCAAGCGCCACCGCAAAUGUCCGCCGGCGAAGGCGGCGGCUUCCAUCUUCGACUGCAAGGAGACGCCGGACAUGACGGUCCAGUCGUAUCUGGAGCGAAUAUUCCGGUACACCCGAGCCGGACCGUCGGUCUAUGUGGUUGCCUACGUGUACAUCGACCGGUUCCGGCAGAACUUCCCGGAAUUCCGAAUCGCCGGCGGCAACGUCCACCGCCUCCUGAUCACCACCAUCAUGGUCGCCUCCAAGUACGUCGAAGACCUUAAUUACCCGAAUUCCUACUUUGGUCGGGUGGGGGGGCUGUCGGCGAAGGACAUGAACAGGCUGGAGAUGGAGUUUCUGUUCUCGAUCAAGUUCAGACUGCACGUGAAUGUGAGCGUGUACGAGAGCUACUGCAGCCAUUUGGAGAGGGAGGUGAGCUUCGGAGGAGGCUACCAAAUCGAGAGGGCUUUGAGGUGUGCAGAAGAGAUUAAGACAACAUCUUCCUACAACCGCCGGAUUUCGUCAACAACCGCACGCGCCGCCGCCGUUAAUUACCAUCGCAGUGGUGCUUCUCUUCUUCUGUAAAUAUAGUUUAUAUUGAUAUAUAUAUAUAUGUGUGUGUGUAAUUAUUAAUAUUAAUACAGUAAGAUUUAAUUGUACAGUGACUGGUGUUUGAUAAUAACAAAGGACCUCGAAUUUCCUUGUUGUAAAUUAGAGUGUUGAAAUCGUGGAAUUAAUUAAAAUGUUUAUAUAUUAAGUAUAUCACCGAACAAUUGAGCAA